Molecule: messenger RNA, 1080 nt
Organism: Gastrolobium bilobum
Lineage: Eukaryota; Viridiplantae; Streptophyta; Magnoliopsida; Fabales; Fabaceae
Exons: 1
Coding region: 1-1080 (359 amino acids)
Source: RefSeq, a predicted model, not a curated record
AUGGAACUCCAAACUCCAAGCAAUAAUGGCCAUAACACAAACCAAGAUCUUCCCAAACCCAACAAUGGCGAAGCCCUUCAUCCUCAUCACUCUUUCUUCGAACACAACGACAGCGCAUGUUCCACUCCUUACGUCAGCGCCCCUUCCAGUCCCACUCCCAUCACCGGCUUCUUCUACAGUGCUCCGGCGAGUCCAAUGCACUUCGCCAUAACCGCCGGUUCAUCUCAGUCUUCUUCUCUGCCUCCUGCUAACGAGUUUGAAUUCUCGGCGCGCUUCGGCUCGACCGGGUUUAACAGUUCCGGUUCGAUGAGCUCGGCUGAUGAGUUAUUCUUGAACGGUCAGAUCCGGCCCAUGAAGCUUUCGACCCAUUUGGAGCGGCCACAGGUACUUGCUCCCUUGCUGGAUCUGCACGAAGAAGAAGAAGAAGAAGAAGUUGAAUCGUCGCAUGUGGUACGAGGUAGAGAUCUGAGGUUGCGUGAUAAGUCACUGCGCAGAAGAACAAGAUCUUUGUCGCCUCUGAGAAACACACCUUCAGAGUGGACAGAGAACGAGGAUGUAACCUUAAGGGAUGAUGAAAAUACGAACAAGAAGGGUUGUUCCUCGGAGAAUAAAGAAGGGGACAGUAUGUGUUUGGAGACAUCUCCAACUCCUUCGGUUUCAGCUUCUUCUUCGAGGUCUUCUUCAGCUGGAAGGAGUUCAAAGAGAUGGGUUUUCUUGAAGGAUUUUCUCAGAAGCAAAAGCGAAGGAAGGAGUAACAACAAGUUCUGGUCCACCAUUUCCUUCUCUCCAACCAAGGAUAAGAAAAAUCAGGGAAAUGGGUCUUCUGGGAUCCCAAAAUCCAAGGGAAAUUCCCAAGCUUUCUCGAAGAAGGUUACCGGCAAGCCAACCAACGGCGUCGGAAAGAGACGGGUGCCGCCGUCGCCGCAUGAGUUGCAUUAUAAAGUGAACAGAGCUCAAGCAGAGGAGCUGAGAAAGAAGACUUUUUUGCCUUAUAAGCAGGGUCUGUUUGGGUUUAGUUCCAAGGGUUAUGGUGCUGUGAGUGGCUUUGCUAGAGCGUUAAACCCUGUCUCCUCCAGAUAA